This is a messenger RNA of Gilbertella persicaria, 996 nucleotides long. RefSeq lists its product as uncharacterized. Lineage: Eukaryota; Fungi; Mucoromycota; Mucoromycetes; Mucorales; Choanephoraceae. The record is from RefSeq and is a predicted model, not a curated record. The transcript has 2 exons. The coding region runs from base 1 to 996 and encodes 331 amino acids.
AUGAUCAACAAGUUACGCUUGUCACUGCAUGAACCUUCUUUUCCUUUUCGUAUAGGAGAUCGAGUUCAAGUGAAUUCAUUGUUUGGCAUCAUUCGUUUUAUUGGACCAACAAAAUUUAAGGCUGGUACUUGGGUUGGUAUCGAACUAGACACAGUAGGACUAGGUAAGAAUGAUGGAUCAGUAGAUGGUAAACGUUAUUUUAUUUGUCCUCCCAAGACUGGACUUUUUAUUCUAGCUAUCAAAUUAGUCAAACAACAACCAGUGCCACCACCACUACCUUUGCAUCAACAUCAAUGGAUUGAGAAAAUAGAGGCUCUGGAAGCUGAAAAUAGACAACUCAAGAAAGAACAUCAAUCACAAUUAGCAUUAAAAGAUAAACACAUUCAACAUCUCGAAAAUAGUAUAGUGGAUAUUAAAAAAGCAAGUAUAGAUAGUAUAGAAAUACUAGAAGGCAUGGUACAAGUCAACUAUCAAAAAGUACAACAACUAGAGUAUGCUCUUCAAAUAGAAAAGCAAAAGUUACACGCAUCCGUAGCCGAGAAAGAUGAUUUACAGAAAUCAGUGUUAGAAGCCAUUGGGUCUUAUGAAAUAUCCCUAAAUACAAUUGAAAAUAAGCGAAAAGAACAACAAGAAAGACACCAUCAAGAAAUCAAAAUAUUACUUCAAGAUAUUCAUGUGCUUGAAACUGCCUUGCAAUCCAAACUCGAUAAAGAGACAGAUUUAAUGCAUUCACUCAGAACAGCACGGCAACAAAGCUUAAAAUUGAACUCUGAAUUAAAGAAAUAUACACACCAUAUCAAAAUCAACACCUCUUUAGAUAAUCGAUGGUCAACAUUUAUACCAAGAGAUCGAUUGUUGGAUACACCUAUUGAAGAGGAAGAAGACGAAGAAGAACAAACGGAGGAAGAUGACUGUAUUCUAUGCGGGAACAAAGGACACCAUUUAAUUCAUUGUCAUCUCUUGAAUUCCAAUAUAAUACAACAGGCUUUAUUUUAA